AUGGAUGGGAUCGGCAGUUGUGUGAGUGGGUUAUCACUUGUGGACGGGAUCAGCAGCUGUGUGAGUGGGUUAUCACUUGUGGACCGGAACAGCAGCUGUGUGAGUGGGCUAUUACUAGUGGACCGGAUCAGAAGCUGUGUGAGUGGGUUAUCACUUGUGGACCGGAACAGCAGCUGUGUGAGUGAGCUAUUACUAGUGGACCGGAUCAGAAGCUGUGUGAGUGGGUUAUCACUUGUGGACCGGAACAGCAGCUGUGUGAGUGGGUUAUCACUUGUGGACCGGAACAGCAGCUGUGUGAGUGGGCUAUUACUAGUGGACCGGAUCAGAAGCUGUGUGAGUGGGUUAUCACUUGUGGACCGGAACAGCAGCUGUGUGAGUGGGUUAUCACUUGUGGACCGGAACAGCAGCUGUGUGAGUGGGUUAUCACUUGUGGACCGGAACAGCAGCUGUGUGAGUGGACUAUCACUAGUGGACCGGAUCAGAAGCUGUGUGAGUGGGUUAUCACUUGUGGGCCGGAACAGCAGCUGUGUGAGUUGGUUAUCGCUGGUGGACCGGAGCAACAGUUGUGUGAGUUGGUUAUCACUUGUGGACCAGAUCAACAGUUGUGUGAGUGGGUUAUCACUAGUGGACCGGAUCAGCAGUUGUGUGAGUGGGUUAUCACUAGUGGACCGGAUCAGCAGUUGUGUGAGUGGGUUAUCACUGGUGGACCGGAGCAACAGUUGUGUGAGUGGGUUAUCACCAGUAGUUAGUUACUGGUUAGUUAGUUAUCGUCAAUAG
This is a messenger RNA of Liolophura sinensis, 777 nucleotides long. RefSeq lists its product as uncharacterized. The record is from RefSeq and is a predicted model, not a curated record. The transcript has a single exon. Bases 1 to 777 code for a protein of 258 amino acids. NCBI's taxonomy places the organism in Eukaryota, Metazoa, Mollusca, Polyplacophora, Chitonida, Chitonidae.